Propithecus coquereli (Coquerel's sifaka) is the source of this 2986-nucleotide messenger RNA. RefSeq names its product zinc finger protein 704 (gene ZNF704). Lineage: Eukaryota; Metazoa; Chordata; Mammalia; Primates; Indriidae. Bases 1 to 1764 code for a protein of 587 amino acids. Gene Ontology annotation, biological process: regulation of transcription by RNA polymerase II. The record is from RefSeq and is a predicted model, not a curated record. Gene Ontology annotation, cellular component: nucleus. The transcript has 9 exons. Gene Ontology annotation, molecular function: DNA-binding transcription factor activity; RNA polymerase II cis-regulatory region sequence-specific DNA binding.
AUGCAGGCGCGGCGUCUAGCCAAGCGCUCCAGCCUGGGCAGCCGCCGGGGGGGCGCCGCGCUGCAGCCGGCCGGGCCCGCGCCCGCGCCCGCCAAGGAAGCCUCCCUGCCCGGGCUCCCGCCCCAUGCCCCGGGCCCGGCUUCGGCUCCCGCCCCCGCCCGGGAGAGCUGGAGGCCGCCGCUGCCGCCGCCGCGCGGCGCUGGGACCGGCCCCCCUCGGGCCGCCGGGGCCGCCGCCGCCUCGUCGCCAGUGCUGCUGCUUCUCGGGGAGGAAGACGAGGACGAGGAGGGCGGGAGCAGGCGGCGGCGGGGGCUCGGGCGGGUGGAAGAGAAGCCCCGAGGGGGCGCGGAGGAGGAGGAUGACGACGAGGAAGACGAGGACGAGGAGGUGGUCGUCGAGGUGGUGGACGGCGACGACGACGACGAGGAUGGCGAGGAGCGUUUCGUGCCCCUCGGACCCGGCCGUGCGGUCCCCAAGGGCCCGGCCCGGGGCGCGUUGAAGGUGGGGAGCAUUAAGCGGGAAAUGACCUUCACAUUUCAAUCAGAGGACUUAAAACGUGACUCUAGUAGAAAAAUGUCUCAACAACAUUUGUUCUCCUUGGCCAUGGAGGAAGAUGUGAAAACAGCAGACACCAAAAAAGCCAACCGGGUCCUUGACCAUGAAAAAGAAAACACUCGCUCCAUCUGUCUCCUUGAACAAAAACGAAAAGUUGUUUCUUCCAAUAUCGAUGUUCCUCCAGCAAGGAAAUCUUCAGAGGAACUGGACAUGGACAAGGUGACAGCAGCAAUGGUACUGACCAGCUUGUCAACCAGCCCUUUGGUUCGAAGCCCUCCUGUGCGGCCGAAUGAGGGCCUCAGCGGAUCCUGGAAGGAGGCGAGCUGCGUGCCUUCCAGCACGAGCAGCAGCGGCUACUGGAGCUGGAGCGCCCCCAGCGACCAGUCCAACCCGUCCACGCCGUCGCCGCCGCUGUCGGCCGACAGCUUCAAGCCCUUCCGCAGCCCCGCGCAGCCGGACGACGGCAUCGACGAGUCGGAGGCCAGCAACCUGCUCUUUGACGAGCCCAUUCCCAGGAAACGAAAGAACUCCAUGAAGGUAAUGUUCAAAUGCCUCUGGAAAAACUGUGGGAAGGUGCUGAGCACUGCGGCAGGUAUCCAGAAACACAUCCGGACCAUCCAUCUGGGGCGUGUCGGGGACUCUGACUACAGCGAUGGAGAAGAGGACUUUUACUACACUGAGAUCAAGCUCAACACAGACUCAGUGGCCGAAGGACUGAGCAGCCUGGCCCCGGUCUCACCUUCCCAGUCCCUGGCCUCGCCUCCUACUUUCCCCAUCCCAGAUUCAAGCCGAACAGAAACUCCUUGUGCCAAAACCGAGACUAAACUGAUGACGCCCUUGAGCCGCUCAGCUCCCACCACCCUCUACCUCGUGCACACCGACCACGCUUACCAGGCCACACCCCCUGUGACCAUUCCAGGAUCGGCCAAGUUCACCCCCAAUGGCAGCAGCUUCAGCAUUUCCUGGCAGUCUCCUCCGGUCACUUUCACAGGCAUUCCAGUGUCACCAACACAUCAUCAUCCAGUAGGCACAGGAGAGCAGAGACAGCACGGCCACACAAUCCUGUCCUCCCCACCCAGGGGCACCGUCAGCUUGAGAAAGCCCAGGGGAGAGGGCAAAAAAUGCCGGAAGGUGUACGGGAUGGAGAAUCGAGACAUGUGGUGCACCUCCUGCCGCUGGAAGAAGGCCUGCCAGAGGUUCAUCGACUGAGAGAUGCCCAGGCAGAGGGGCCCCAGCCUGAGCCACUCCUGCCCUGGCCUUCCGGUGUAGGUGUUGGAAAGAGCUUUUCCUUCUGAAUAAAACACACUUGAAGCCCAGGAAAAGCACUUCCAGAAACCUUGGUGGAAUAACAGCAACAACAACAAAAAAAGUCACUAUCUUUACUGCUUUUCCCUGAGAACCCAGCCUAGAGCAGCUAUAACUAAUUUUUUUUCUUUCAAAAGAAAAGUCAACUUUUUUGCUGUAUAUCUAGGUCUUAAAACUGGACUUCUGAAACUAUUGAACCAACAAAGCCCAUUUUACCUAGAAAGGCAUAUUUUGAUAAGCUUUCUGAAUUAUGCCAUUUCUGAGAUUUUUUGACAAACACAAAAAAAUAAGCUACACAUUAUUCAGUAGCAAUUGUACAAAGAACGAUACCUGCUUUUGUUGUGAAUAAUCUUUUCCCUGUUUUCCAUUUGACUUCUUGGAGCAGUACACAUCAUGAUGUGUUGCAAGAAAGUGCAGCACGCUGGGUAUCUUUUCUAUGUCUUUUUGUUUGUUUUCUUUUUAAGAAUGGCUCCAAACUGAACCAUGGUAGAGCUGUUAGCUUGGUGGGCCCCAGAUGGCACAAACUUGAAAAGCAAUUGGCCGUGGAAAUCACCAGCAGACAUCAGCCCCAAGCUAAGUUCAGGAAAUCCAGCUGUCACUGUUGGGAAACAUCUAGGAGUCUUCCUUGGAUUUAUAAGAAGCUUUUCCCCAAGAGGCAGCACAGCUAAUUCUCUACCUGCCACAACUCAGUCAAGAACUGGCCCCCAUAGCCAUCUGGGUAAGCCUUGAUGCUUCUUUCAGGGAUGUGAUGCAAACAGCAGCUCGGAUCUAUUUGUUACCGCGUGUCUGUCAAGACCGUAGCCAGGUUAAUGAGUCAUUGGUCCUUCCCUCCAAACUCCACCACUGACUGACUGCAGAAAAGGUAGAGAACUCCAAACUCUCCCAGCAGGUUUGCUUUAGACAAACAACACAGCCGACAUGUCCCCAUCUGUUCAGAAAGUCAUGUUAGGUCCACAAACCACUUCCAUUCUGAGAGCACUUUUAUAGGUUUUAUGCUUUAGCAUGUCUGGGAGAUGGGUUAACGAACAAUAUAAACAUUAUAUGGGUAAAUGGGAGGUCCAAACCUUUAUUUUUCUUAUAAAAAUACUGGAGCUAUUCAGUAAGAAUUUACUCAAAAGGGAACAUA